CCGCUAAAUUGAAUUUGAAUUUAGAGAAAUCCGACAAUAUGUACUCAUAAUUACUAUUCCACGUUCUUCGUCUUCCACCAAGACUUCAGUAUAUAAAUGAGAAGAAAGAAUUAACAUCCCAUCCUUAUCCCCACUUGAUCAGUCCCCCUAACAAAACAAAACAAAAAAACUGAAGAAAGAUGGUCUCUGCCACGAGCAGGGCAGCCGUCACCGGCACCAGGCUGUCGUCGGUGGUGCCGUCAUCGGUCACCGGAGAGAACAAGGACCGGCACCUCACCGGCGUCGACCUGGCCAUGAAGCUCCACUACAUCAGGGCGGUCUACUUUUUCGACAGCAAGGCGGUGGAGGGGCUCACCAUUUACGACCUCAAGAAGCCCAUGUUCCCUUUGCUCCGCCUCUACUACCCUGUCUCCGGCAGAAUCCGCCGGCGGGACGACGAGGACGCUCGGCUGCAGGGGAGGCCUUUCAUCAAGUGCAACGACGGCGGGGUGAGGAUCGUCGAGGCCCACUGCCCCGAUUGGACGGUCGAGGAGUGGCUGCGGCCGACGGCAGCGGCGGACGACGGUGGUGGUGGUAGGGAUGAUGAUCUGUUGGCGUUUGAUCAAGUUCUGGGCCCUGAUUUGGGGUUUUCUCCCCUCGUUUAUGUUCAGUUUACUUGGUUCAAUUGUGGCGGCCUCUCAGUGGGCCUUAGCUGGGCUCACGUGCUUGGCGAUCCAUUCUCGGCCUCCGCCUUCCUCAACACUUGGGCCCAUCUGCUGCAUGGUCACGCGACUCCUGAUUCCCUCCACCAACCGGGCCUCCUUGAUCCAUCCCCACCACGCUUCCGGCCCAACAACAAGAAGAAACCCUCCUCUCUGAAACCGGUCGACCCGGUCGGCGACUCCUGGCGAGCUGGGUCCUGGGCCAAGACCAGGACUCACACCUUCCGCCUCACAGCUCAGCAACUAAACGACGUCGUAUCGAGAGCUACCGCCGGCGCAGCCCCAGCCUCCGCCGGCAAGAUCUCCCGUUUCGAUGUCCUGUCGGCGAUCUUAUGGAAAUCGGUGGCCAAGCUCGGCGAGGAUUCGGCCGCUGCCGGGCCGAGGACGGUGACGAUCUGCUGGAACAAAACCCCGGCGGCGGGCAGGGAGCGGGAGGUUCCGAGCAACGAAAUGGCGGUGGGAACGGUCCGCGCCAAUUUCGAGGCGGCGAAGUCCGAGGUGUUCGAACUGGCGGAGUUGAUUGCGGAGAAGAAGGAAGGCGAGAGCGAUUUGAUUGAGGAAGCGAUGGCGGCGGAGGGCGGCGGCGGGUUCGAUUGCGUGGUGUACGGGGCGAAUUUGACGUUUGUGAACCUGGGGGAAGCCAAGAUCUACGAGCUGGAGAUGAAGGGGCGGAAGCCGAUUUUCGCGAAUUGCACGAUUCGGGGAGUCGGCGAGGAAGGGACGGUGCUGGUGCUUCCGGGGCCGGCCGAGGAAGGAGAGGAAUCCGGGAAGGUAGUGAACGUCAUACUGCCGGCGAAGCAAUUGGCGGGGUUGAGGGAGGAGCUGAGGAAGAGCUGGGGAAUUCUGUGAAAGUUAAAACUUAAAAGUACUGAUUGAGGGGGAAUUCUGUGGUGCAGUAACCGCACCGGUGCCGUCUCAUUGUUCUAGCCGGUUCAAAUAAUAUAAUUCUGAUUGGGAAUGGUUGAAACAAGAAUGUUGGGUUGAUCGGGUUUAGCUAGUAAAUUAAUUAAAAAAUUCAAAGCAAAGAACGGCAGGCUAAGGGUUGCGUUGCGUCUUGCGUGGCCUCCUUUGCUCCGUCAAUUUUUUCUUGGUCCCUUGGAAAGCAAGCCGACUCCGCCGAUUCUCACCGGAAAUCCACCACCAUAUCAUCGAAGUUAAGCGUCUUUGCGCCAGCCAACUAUGACCACCAAUAUCUCGACUCUCGAGCUUCUAGUCAGUCGAAUCACCACCGCUUGGAAUCUCGAACCCUGACUUUCCCGUUGUCUCCCCUGUUCAUCGCCAGCAUCAUCUCUGUCGCAGCAAUCCACCCCCAACAGUCCCUGACCGGCCAUGAUUAGUGAUGGCAACUUUGUCCAUACCCUUGAGUUUCUUACUAUACAACCCAAUUGGGUUGGGUAUGAAAUCCAAAUAGAUGGAUAUGGGUAGA
Molecule: messenger RNA, 2127 nt
Organism: Linum trigynum
Lineage: Eukaryota; Viridiplantae; Streptophyta; Magnoliopsida; Malpighiales; Linaceae
Source: the annotation of a GenBank genome assembly